AUGGACGACGGCGGACAGCACCAUGGAUUUAAACUCACCCCUGAACUCAUCGGCCUAAUGGGCGUUGCAGCCGGAGCCAUAAUCGUCGCGACGUACCAAUGCCUUGUCAACCACAUUUGUUGCAGCCAAAUGCGCGUAGAAUACAACAUACAACAAGAACAAACACAAAAUGAACAUGAACAGCGUCUUCAAGGGCAUCACGUCAACCAAAACCUCAGAUCAACAACUGCACACAGCGUUAACUCGCCCUCCUACGAUCAGUUGAUCCCGGUUUUCAAGUACACCAAGGAAUGCAGAGAAGGAACCUGCGCCGUUUGUUUGUGUGAAUUUACCGACGGCGAGAACAUCCGUUUACUGCCGGAAUGUGUGCACUUGUUUCAUGUGGGGUGCAUUGACAUGUGGCUCAGCUCACACUCUAACUGCCCUCUUUGUCGAACUGAUAUUAUUCCUAGACGAGCACCGCAGCACGUUGUUCCUCCUCCGCAAGAUGUUGUGACUCCUCCUCCGCAGAAUACUUUGCCUUCACCACAACAUGUUGUGAUAUUGAUGCCAAAUUUCGGCGCGGUUCAUAAUAUGAGUACUUGA
Messenger RNA from Malus domestica (apple), 585 nucleotides. RefSeq names its product RING-H2 finger protein ATL51-like. Lineage: Eukaryota; Viridiplantae; Streptophyta; Magnoliopsida; Rosales; Rosaceae. Gene Ontology annotation, biological process: protein ubiquitination. The record is from RefSeq and is a predicted model, not a curated record. Gene Ontology annotation, molecular function: transferase activity.